AAAUGUAAAACAGAUAUUUUUCCAUUAGUAUGCCUUACAACGUAUUCUUGCAAAAUAAAAAUCAUAGAUUUAGCACAAAUAAGUCUGAUUCUUAUGAGUUUCAUGCCUAUUAUCCAUAGUGACUCUACUAAAACAUGAGCACGACUGCAAGACAAUUGCUCGUAGUGUGAAGUGUAUCACUUUAGUGAAGUGUCUCCUUUUAGCAAGAUAUACAUAGCCCAGUUUGGGGAUUUCAAGCAGAACUUCGGUUACGUCAAUGUCCGAGAAGGAGCUCAUAUGUUUUACUGGUUGUUUUACACGACGGCUAAUGUGCCCGAGUACACAGACAGACCUCUAGUGGUAUGGCUUCAGGGUGGUCCUGGAGGCUCGUCCACUGGGAUCGGAAACUUUGAAAUACUCGGACCACUAGAUCUGUCACUCCAAGAGAGAAACUACACUUGGGUGAAAAAUUUCAAUGUCCUAUUCGUAGACAAUCCUGUAGGCACUGGCUAUAGCUAUACUGAAGAUGCUAAAUAUUUAACAAAAACUAACGACGAAAUAGCUUUAGAUUUUGUAGAGCUUAUGAAAGGCUUCUAUCAAGAUAACCCGACGUUUGAAGGUGUUCCGCUUUACAUUUAUGGUCAGUCGUAUGGGGGGAAAAUGGCUGUUGACAUGGCAAUCAGGAUGAAAGAGGCAGAAAAAAAUGGUUCAAUCAAGUCAAAUUUAAAAGGAAUUGCUAUGGGCAAUGCUUGGAUACACCCGGUAGACGCCACCCUUACCUGGGGACCCCUGCUUCUAGCGGCCGGUCUGGUGGACCAAGAGGGCUAUGAAGAUAUACAGGCCGCAGCGCGAGAAGCUGAAAGGCUGUUUGAUGAAGGACAUUUCUGGAACUCCACCAUGCAGUGGGCUGCAACACAACGGGCGGUGUUCAGGAGAACGACGAAUGUCGAUUUUUACAAUAUAUUAACUAAAAUGACUGUCAACUUACCGGAUAAUUUCAAUGCUUAUGAACUGGCAAGGGAUGCAAUGAUCAGAGACAUGCCGUAUAGAUCAACUAGAGCAGAACUGGAUCUUAAUACUCUGAUGAAUACAAAGGUGAAAGAAGCUCUAGACAUCCCUGACCAUGUCACUUGGGGAUCACAAAGAGAUGAUGUAUUUGACACUCUUAGGACGGACUUUAUGAAACCUGUUACUGAAGGAAUUGAAAAACUAUUGAAUGAAACGGAUUUGAUCUUAACAAAAUACAACGGCAACCUUGACCUCAUUUGUGAUACUCCUGGCCAACUUCUGUGGGUGGAUCGUCUGAACUGGGUACGCGCGGAGGAAUUCAGGAACGCGCCCCGUCUACCCAUCUGGGAAAAUAACCGAUUGGAGGGGUACUACAAGUCCGGUGGAAACUUCCGGUUUUUCUGGAUAAAUGUAGCUGGACAUAGUGUUCCUCGAGACAAUCCCGCGGGUACCAGCGCCUUCCUACGUGAUAUGACUUCAUUUGGAUAAAUAUUAAAGAAUCUUCAUAAGUACAA
Messenger RNA from Bicyclus anynana (squinting bush brown), 1502 nucleotides. RefSeq names its product retinoid-inducible serine carboxypeptidase. Gene Ontology annotation, biological process: proteolysis. Gene Ontology annotation, molecular function: serine-type carboxypeptidase activity. NCBI's taxonomy places the organism in Eukaryota, Metazoa, Arthropoda, Insecta, Lepidoptera, Nymphalidae. The transcript is spliced from 9 exons. The record is from RefSeq and is a predicted model, not a curated record. Bases 277 to 1476 code for a protein of 399 amino acids.